This is a messenger RNA of Periophthalmus magnuspinnatus, 3367 nucleotides long. RefSeq names its product tumor necrosis factor receptor superfamily member 5. Gene Ontology annotation, biological process: immune response; B cell activation; positive regulation of interleukin-12 production. The transcript has 8 exons. The record is from RefSeq and is a predicted model, not a curated record. Gene Ontology annotation, molecular function: transmembrane signaling receptor activity; CD154 receptor binding; antigen binding. Lineage: Eukaryota; Metazoa; Chordata; Actinopteri; Gobiiformes; Gobiidae. The coding region runs from base 283 to 1230 and encodes 315 amino acids. Gene Ontology annotation, cellular component: external side of plasma membrane; CD40 receptor complex; membrane.
GAACAGGAAGUCUACGAGAAGAGGGAAAAACAGCACAGCGUUCGUCUAAUGGGGUUUUCCACUGUGUAGGAUUUGAAGAAAUGAUGAAGUCUACGGUGGAAGGAGGAGACACGAGCGGCAGAUAAGGGCCAGAUAAGACGUGCUGGAGGAAACUUUCAGGUUUCUGGUUAAGUUUGAAUAGAAUUUGAGAAGCGAAAGCACGUUUGAGGCAAAAGGGAAGACGGAGUUCGAAGUGUAAGACGUUUUUUUUUAUGAGAUCGAGCUACAACUGAAUGGGAUCAAAUGUCUCGGACGAAAUGCAAAGAGGAUUCGUAUCUCAAAGAUGGAGUCUGCUGUAAACGCUGUGAUGCAGGCACGUACAAGAAGAAAGACUGUGACGCCACGACGGAAACGCAGUGUGCAAAAUGUGAGCAGGGGCGGUACAUGGCCACUGUAAAUUACCUGGACCAGUGCCGUUACUGCAAGACCUGCAACUCCCAACAUAACCUGAGGACGCUGCGAGAGUGCACGGCCCGGGAGGACGCCGCCUGUGAGUGCGUGGACGGGUUUUACUGCAGUGACUCGCGCUGUGACCACUGUCGCCGGGUGACGUCGUGCCCGGAAGGACACGGGGUCGAGGCUCCAGCGUCGAUGACAAACGACACGGUCUGCGCUCCGUGCGACAGCGGCUUCUUCAGUGACGUUUCAGAUCACUUCUCUCGGUGUAAACCUCACACCAGGUGUGACGCCAUCGGGAGAGAUCUCAAAACUCCAGGAACUGCUACAACAGAUGCGGUCUGCGGCGGCUUUAAAACACAACCGUGCUCGUGGGCGCUGCCUGCGGGACUGUGGGUCGGACUGGUCCUGACCUCUGCUCUGGUCUUUGCCGUGGCUUUGUUUUGUUGGAGGAGGAAACGAUUCGGACGACACAGAGUGAACCUGAGUCGUCCUGAGGCCCCCGUGGUCCCAGUAGAGGAGGUCCAGCUGAAGCUCCCUCUGCCCUCGAAGGAGCUGUGCGGAGCGGUCUACAGAGAAGAGACCUACAGCCCCUCGUACCCCUGUGACCUGCGCGGGUACGAUUUAGGUGAAAUGGAGAUCAGCUGUGACGGACAUGUCCUCGACCACGGCAGCGUCCCCACCACCCCGCUCAAAGUCUCUUCACCCAAAUUAAACGGAAACUCCGUAUUCUUCGACAGCAGCUACCACAGAACCAUGUCCGAGCCCCAAGAGGACGAGUGGUCCGGGACCUGACAGAGCGGUGAAGGAAACACAACCUUUACUUUACGUUUUUAAAAAGUUUCUAGAGCUGUGUAAGAGUCGACACGAAUCCCACGAGACGAGACACGAGACUGGGACCGAGACAGUGAGAAGACAUCAUUUUUAGCCUCGGAAAGUUAGAUUUAUUUUAUUUAUUAUUGUUGUUGUCAUGGCAGCGCUUCUUUUUUAACGCUCCUCGAGACGUCUUACUCACCAGCGCUUAAACCAACAGGAAAAAAAUCUCACUCCCAAGAUCAUUUUUCCACAUCUUUGCACAAUUUUGUAGCAAUUUCAACUUGCGAGAUCUUGUUCCAACUCUAGAACCUGCACAUUUCACACAGGAAAUAACCAAAAGCGAGGAAUUGUAACCACGCUGCCCCCUGGUGGACAUAAAGAAGAGGUUCGUCUGUACUGAAAACUCUGUACUGUACUUAUGCAAAACCUUGACACAUUUCAUUAGUUUAUUUAUUUCAUGUUAAACUAUUGCUAUUACUUUUACUUGUGUAUACUUUGUGAACGCUAAACUGGAAAAAAAAUCAUAAAUAGUUGUGUUAUUUAUGAAACAUGCAGCUGGGAAGACAGGAGUUUAGUCUGUCCUAUAUGUGAUUUGUUUUGUUUUACAGUAAUGGCUCUAAACUGUGUCUGUUUGCAAAUGCAGAAAGUGUUUUUUUUUAUACAGAGGGAUGUCAGUCCAGUCCCCACUCCCUCCGUAAACCUGUCAUGAGAACACAUUUUGAAGCACAUAUGAUACUGAAACUACUUUACGCCCCUGACUCAAUUAAAAAACAAGCAGGGUAAUACCAGUAAAAACAUUUUUGUAAAUACAGUACCUUUAAAAAAGCAUAAUUUGCAAUAAAUAAAUGACAAAAUGGACCAAAAACUAGUCCUGGAUGUUACUAUUUCAACCCUCUACAGCUCAAAUCUUACCGUGUUACAUAAAAAAAACAGCCAAAAACAGCAGAAAACAGUAGAAACCUCCCACUAUUGGCAAAUAUACCCACGAUAAAUACUGAAAAUCUGUGUGUGUCUCACCCGGAGGAGACCCAGGACACGCUGAAGGCACUAUGUCUCUCGUCUGACCUGGGAACGCCUUGGGGUUCCACUGGAGGACGUGUCUGGGGUGGGGGAAGUCCGGGAGUCCCUGCUUAGACUGCUGCCCCGUGACCCAGCCCAGGAUAAGAGGAAGAAAAUGGACGGAUGAUCAUUAAAAAGCCUAAUCUGCGAUAAAUAAAUGGCAAAAUGGACCAAAAACUAGUCCUGGACAUUGCUUUUUUAACCCUCUACAGCUCAAAUCUUAGUGUUGCAUAAAAAAACAGCAGAAAUUUCCCUCUAUGGCAACAGAACAGCCCCAAAUAUAUAGUUAAAUAUAUAAAUAUGCAGUUUUAUUGUAUUGAAUAUGUUGCUGUAUUGAAUAUCGAGACAAACCUACGAAUAAGCUCAUUGGUCAGGCAUCAUUUACAAACAAAAUCAAACUUCUCUCAUGUCAGAUUAACAAAAAUCGGUGAUGUUUUUUUAGCCUCCUGUCACAUUUUAUUGUUUCCUCAUGACUGGACUCACAUCUUCGUUAAGUAUUUAAGACGUUUAUUCACUGCCAAAACCUACCGGAGUUAAAACAACUUGAAUUUCCGAAAGCGCAUCCUGUUUUGAGAAGUUUUAUUUUACUUCUUUCACUGUAUUUUUUUUACAUAUUGUUAUUUUAAAUGUGCACUGUGUAACUUUUCAGCUGGAGAUGAUGCCGCCUGCUUGUCUCCGUGACGACGUUAUUGUUUUAAUUCCACAUUGUGAUGUUAUUGCUUUGCCAAGUGUCCCACAGUAUGGAAUUAAACAUAUUUAUCGCCAUGGAAACAAGCAGAUGACACCACCAUGCCAAGUAUAACACCGUUCUAUGGAACUUUUUAUGCAAACCGAUAACAUCGCUAUGGAAACGGGCAGGUGUGGUGCCUUCCAGCUUUAAAAAUGUGACCGUUUGCUCUUGGUGUUUGUAUAAAUAUCACAUUGUGUAGUUUUUUUUGUUCAAAAUACUGAAAAAUACCAGGUUGUAGUCGUCGUAGUAUGUCGUUUAUAUGUUGUUUUUUUUCUUUUAUAUAGUAUUUUUUUUUAUAAUCCCUUAAUAAAAACAGCAGUAAAUCAG